AUGGACUGGGGAAUUGAAGCUAAGGUCCACACGAUAUCAGUGGAUAAUGCUUCAAGCAAUGAUGUUGCAGUAAAAGUGUUGAAAGAUAAUUUCCAAGCUACGGGGAAGCUCAUAUGUGGGGGCAAGAUGUUUCAUGUGAGGUGUUGUGCACAUAUCUUGAACCUGGUUCUUCAAAAUGGUCUUUAUCAGAUUAGACACAUUAUUGAGGACAUCCAUGAUACCAUGGCGUUUAUCAAUUCAUCGGAGAGUAGACUAAAGGUGUUUGCAGAGAUUGUUCAGCAGCGCCGAUUGCCAUUUCGCAAGCUUAUUCUUGAUUGCAAAAUGCGAUGGAAUUCAACAUAUGAUAUGUUGACAACGGCAAUGAAAUUUUGGCGUGUUUUCCCUUGUUUGAAGGAGAGGGAUUUGAGUUAUCAUUAUUGUCCCAAGGAGGAGGAUUGGGACAAAGUUGAGAAAAUUUGUUCUAUUUUGAAGGUGUUUAGUAGUGCGUCGAAUUUGAUAUCGGGGAGUGAUUAUCUGACAUCAAGCUUGUUUCUAAAACAAGUUUGUACAAUAAAAAUUAUGUUGGAUAGUAAGAGUCAGGAUGGAGAUGUGUUUAUACAGACCAUGAUUUGGAAAAUGAAAGAAAAGUUUGACAAAUAUUGGGGAGAAUGUAAUCUAUUGAUGGGUGUGGCUGCUAUUUUGGACCCUAGACUGAAGAUGAGGGUAAUUGAAUGGGCGUUCCCUAAGAUGUAUCCUCAGCCUGAAUCGCGGGCAAAUAUGGAUGUUGUUCGAGAUGCCUUGUAUGAGGUAUAUAGGGAGUAUGUUGAUGCCAGUAAAGCAUUGACAACUGCCCGCGCUUUUGCAUCUACAGCGGGUGCAUUUCAGGAGGUUGGUAAGGGGUCAGGGGCAACGACAAAGAUGGCGGAUGAUUAG
This is a messenger RNA of Pistacia vera, 912 nucleotides long. RefSeq names its product zinc finger BED domain-containing protein RICESLEEPER 2-like. Gene Ontology annotation, molecular function: DNA binding. The transcript has a single exon. Bases 1 to 912 code for a protein of 303 amino acids. NCBI's taxonomy places the organism in Eukaryota, Viridiplantae, Streptophyta, Magnoliopsida, Sapindales, Anacardiaceae. The record is from RefSeq and is a predicted model, not a curated record.